Molecule: messenger RNA, 1972 nt
Organism: Folsomia candida
Lineage: Eukaryota; Metazoa; Arthropoda; Collembola; Entomobryomorpha; Isotomidae
Exons: 4
Coding region: 145-1710 (521 amino acids)
Source: RefSeq, a predicted model, not a curated record
UAAAAAACAGACAAGGAGAUGCACAUGUAUUAACGGCGUCAGUGCCAGUUCAUCGCAAAACGUUUGCAAGAAAUUGCUUGUAUCGACGAUGGGAAUCUGGCAGCAGUAAGAAAUACACUACACAAAAAAAACCCAGCAGCAAUUAUGGAGCUGGGGAACAUUCAACACACUAAAACUCCUCACCUGGCGAUAUCCCUACCCGAGAUUAUCAGAAAUAUUACCGCCUUUCUGCCCAUUUCUGACCUGCGCAUAUGCACUCUACUCAACGCGGGAUGGGAGCGUGAAGCCAGACAUCAUAUUCGGGUGCGUUGCAAAUUUCGGGGAACUAUCCGUUAUACCAAUUCGUAUCAAAGGUAUGAACGAGCAAUGUCCAUUCGAUCUGAUUUUCUGGAAACUACGCAAUUGGAUUGGGAAUACGAUCAAGUUUCGGACGAGUUUCUGCCCCGAUUUCGAAGCCUUGCUGAAAUAAGUACCGGCAAAGUGAGACACUUAAUCGUCAGCUUUUUUCUGAAUGGUGGAACACAACCCAAGCAAUUUUUUGAAAUUAUCAAAAUGUUUGGAAAUCGUUUGACAUCUCUGCAACUAAGGUUCUUCACCGCUUACAUUCGUUUCUCUACCGAACCACAGAAUGCAAAUAUGCUCCCCACUGGGAACCUAUCCGCUUUCCUGGCAGACUUCAACCCCGGCGAAGAUUUGAUAUUCCCCUCAAUCACAAAACUCUGCUUGGACACGCAAAACAUUGCAGACAGCUCUGACAUGUAUCAUGCUCUUGUGGUUAAAAUCUCAGGCCUAUUCCCUAAUGUGACCUGCCUCCAGUACAUAUCUCCUCGGCGGGAAGGAUUUGAAUUUGUGUUUCGUCCAGAGGCCCCACCAUUUCCGAAACUGAAAUCCCUAUCCGUCAGAAAUCCAUGCAAACAUCCCGAGGCCGGAAACUUUCUUACUAUAAUAAAACCUUUAAAGUCCUUCCUUCGUCAAAUCAGCCGCCUUGGGUUUUGCAUUGACAACUACGCGCCAUCUUUUGGGACAAGCCUGCUCCAAAUUUUGGCACCCUUUCUGCAUCAUUUAAACAUCGAGAUUAUGGAUAGGGGGGCAGAUGAAGGAAACAGCACGGUUCUCCAUAUCCCAAUCAUGCCAAGGUUACAGGUGCUCAAAAUCUGCCGGCACGCAAACGAAUGCACCACUGCGCAGAAUAGGUGCGAAGUGCGGGUAAAAUUUGAAACGGAAGAUCCCGCCGAUAAGGUCAAGCUAAACUAUGCGAAACAGUUCCCAGUUUUGGCAGUACUUUCAGUUAAAUAUCCGAAUCGUGGGAAAAGAGAGGAGGAGCAGGCUACGUAUUUUGAAUCGACGGUAGCGUUUUUGUAUGAUUCUUUCACCCCGGGGGGAAAUGGGGUAAGGUGCGAAACGCUGCGUGAAUUAAAUGUCCCGCUCCCACCGAUGGAAAUGUUCAGGUUGAGAGGGGUAAAAGCGGAUAAAGUGUGUAGUUUCAAAAGCUGUAGAUGUUAUGGUUGGCAGAGUUCAACGAAUUUUUUGGACCGGAUUUCUGCAACUUUUCCAAACCUGCGGUACCAUGUGUUUGAUCAGCUGAGGAGUAAGGUGGUAAAGGGGUGGGUUCAGGUGGGGUUGAAUUUGGGCGUGUUGCAGAAAUCGGGUAAUGGAGAGGGCGAAAUUCGAAUGGAUUUAGGGCGGGGAAUCGAAAAGAUUGUGGAAUGAAUUUUGAGAUUGGUUAUUGACUAGUUUUUUAUUGGUUGAUUUAAUUAAUUUUGAUUUUAACAGGCCUUUUGAGUUACAUAUGUAUAUUUAUUUUAUGGAGAAAUUAUGCAUAAAGAUGUGUCUAAGUAACGAUUUUAACCAUUUUGAUGACUCAUGGAAAUUUUAGAAAUACAUAUUCCCCAAUAUUAAAAAAGGUAUUUCAAGGUAAACAUGUACUUAAGUAUGUAUGUUAUUUAUGUAUAAUUUGGCAACAAAAGCAAUA